Molecule: messenger RNA, 3719 nt
Organism: Anopheles arabiensis
Lineage: Eukaryota; Metazoa; Arthropoda; Insecta; Diptera; Culicidae
Gene: Prm
Product: paramyosin, long form
Exons: 10
Coding region: 291-2939 (882 amino acids)
Cellular component (GO): myosin complex
Source: RefSeq, a predicted model, not a curated record
UAGUAGAUCACCAAACUUGCUCCGGCAUUUAUGAAAACCACGGCACCUAGUGUGCUUCUGACAGUCGGUUCAAUCGGUGUUCAGGGUGGAUUGAUCCUGGUUUGACUCUGCCUGGUGGGGGACCUGUUCUCGUGUGUGUUUUUCCCUUCUCUGUCUCUCUCGAAAACGAUCGAACGAGUGUAAACCUUCCGUGCGCCGUAGCGUCGGUUACAUUCGUGUGUUCCAGGCGCAUAUUUCCCAACGCCCGCAGGCUAGUGUAAAUCCGUGUUCACGCACAAAAGACGAGCAAUAUGUCUUCGUCCGCCGUUACCACUAAAACGUCCAAGUACACCUACCGUUCGACUGGAGGUGGUACCGCCGAUGUCAGCAUCGAGUACAGUGCUGACCUGAGCGCUCUGUCCCGACUGGAGGACAAGAUCCGUCUCCUGCAGGAAGACUUGGAGUCGGAACGUGGCCUUCGCCAGAGGAUCGAACGUGAGAAAGCCGAUCUCAGCGUACAGGUGAUUCAGUUGUCUGAGCGUCUCGAAGAAGCUGAGGGUGGUGCUGAGGGACAGCUGGAGAUCAAUCGCAAGCGUGACGUCGAGCUGACCAAGCUGCGUAAGCUGCUGGAGGAUGUGCACCUAGAAUCUGAGGAGACUGCUCACAUCCUGAAGCGCAAGCACCAGGAAAUUGUCAGCGAUUUCAACGAACAGCUUGAGGCUCUGACCAAGUCGAAGCAGCGAGUCGAGAAAGAAAAAUCGAAGCUGCAGGCUGAGAUCUACGAGCUGCUGUCGCAAGUCGAAAGCAUUUCUAAGGACAAACAGGUCAGCAUCAAGACGAUCGAGAAACUCGAGGUCCAGGUCACUGAGCUCAACAUCCGUAUCGAGGAGCUGAACCGUACGAUCGUCGACAUCAGCUCGCACAAGACGCGUCUGUCGCAGGAGAACAUUGAUUUGGUCAAGUCGGUUCAGGACCUUAAGCUGAGCGUUGAGAGCAUCUCGUUCUCCAAGACCCAGCUGAACUCGCAGCUCGAGGAAGCUAGACGCCGCUUGGAGGAAGAUGAUCGUCGCCGCUCGAUGCUCGAGUCCAGCCUGCACCAGGUCGAGACUGAGCUGGAGUCCAUUCGUCUGCAGCUCGAGGAAGAGUCGGAAGCUCGCCUGGACCUGGAGCGCCAGCUCGUCAAGGCAAAUGGUGAGGCCGGUACCUUCAAGUCCAAAUACGAGGCCGAAUGCAUGGCCCGUGCUGAGGAGGUGGAAGAGAUCCGCCGCAAGUACACGGUGCGCAUCACUGAGUCGGAGGAGCACAUCGAGUCGCUGCAGGCCCGUCUGAGCAAGCUGGAGAAGGAAAAGAGCCGAUUGACCAGCGAGAUCGAAGUGCUGAUCAUUGACCUGGAAAAGGCCAACAACGGUAUCCGCGAGUACACGAAGCGCAUCGAGAUCCUCGAGAAGACCAACAUCGAAAUCAAGACCCGCCUGGAGGAAACGAUCGCUCUGUACGAUGCGUCGCAGCGCGAUCUGCGCCAGAGAACUGCCGAUUUCCAGCGCCUGUCUCACGAGCUGGACAAGACUCGCGAGCAGAAGGAUCAGCUGGGACGCGACAACAACAAGCUGCAGAACGAGCUGCACGAGUCACGCAGCACCGUCACCGAAUUGACGCGCCGUCUUCACGAGUAUGAAGUCGAGCUGCGUCGUCUGGAGAAUGAGCGUGAGGAGCUCACGGCCGCCUACAAGGAAGCCGAAGCGGGACGCAAAGCAGAGGAGAAACGUGCUCAGGCCCUUUCGGCUGAGUAUGGCCAGUUCCGUCAUGACACUGAGCGUCGCCUAUUGGAGAAGGACGAAGAGAUUGAAGUCAUUCGCAAGCAGACGAGCAUCGAAAUCGAGCAGCUGAAUGCCCGCGUUGUCGAGGCUGAGACCAAGCUUAAGAGCGAGGUCCAGCGCAUCAAGAAGAAGCUGCAGAUCCAGAUCACCGAGCUGGAGAUGUCGCUGGAUGUGGCCAACCACACCAACAUCGAGCUGCAGAAGACUAUCAAGAAGCAGUCGCUGCAGUUGACCGAGAUGCAGGCUCACUACGAGGAGAUCCAGCGCCAGCUGCAGUCCACUGUCGACCAGUACGGCAUUGCUCAGCGUCGCAUCCAAUCGCUCUCCGGCGAGCUGGAGGAGAUCCGCAUCAACUACGAUUCUUCGCUGCGUGCUAAGCGUCAGGUGGAGGUGUCUCUCGAGGAGGCCACCACUCGUAUUAACGAGCUGAGCGUUGUCAACGCCAACUACGCUUCGCUCAAGGCUAAGCUUGAGACCGAACUGCAAACCUUGGCCGUUGACUACGAGGAAGUCACCCGUGAGCUGCGUGUCAGCGAUGAGCGCUACCAGAAGAUUCAGGUUGAGCUUAAGCACACCGUCGAGCUGCUGCACGAGGAACAGGAAAGAAUCGUCAAGAUUGAAGCCAUCAAGAAGUCGCUGGAAGUUGAGGUUAAGCAACUGUCCGUCCGUCUGGAGGAAGUCGAGGUCAAUGCCGUGGCUGGUAGCAGACGCAUCAUCAACAAGCUUGAAGCUCGCCUGCGCGACAUCGAAGUUGAACUGGACGAGGAAAGACGAAAGCACGCCGAAACGAUCAAGAUUCUCCGCAAAAAGGAACGCUCUGUCAAGGAAGUGUACAUUCAGAUCGAGGAGGAUCAGAAGAACAUUCAGAUUCUGCAGGACGCCCUGGAGAAGGCCAACCAGAAGAUCGCUGCCUACAAGCGUCAGCUAACCGAACAGGAACAAUCCUCACAGCAGUGUGUCACCAAGGUUCGCCGUUUCCAGCGAGAGCUCGAAGCUGCCGAAGACCGUGCCGAUGUGGCUGAGAGCAAUCUGAGUCUGGUCCGUGCCAAGCACCGCACGUUCGUCACCACCUCGACCGUGCCCGGAUCGCAGGUCUACCUGGUUCAGGAAACUACCCGAACCAUCAACGAAACUUCAUCUUAAAUUUAGCAUUGUCCCUUGUCGCCAGAGUGCCCUAACAGUUGGCCGAAGCGUCGUUAAUCCUGGAAGAAUAUGCGACGACUGAAAAUCGGAACAAGCGAUCUAGCAACCUCCAGCCGGGCCGAUCAUGUGGGUUACCACUCUGGACACCGCACGCAGCCAAUUGGUUCUUUUCAUUAUUUUAUCCAGUUUCGUUCAAAUACGGUCAUGUGUACGUGUUGUGUUUUGCAGAAAUUCUAUGCCCUUCCUUGGUCCUUAGCUCUUCUCCUUUUUUUCUUGCCCUUCCUUACGUUCACUGUUUUAUAUAUCCCUUUUUGUUGUGUAUAGUUAUGUUUAACAUUAGCGUCUUCCUAUUUUUAUUUUAUUACGAAACAACGUUAGAAGGAUAAAACACAGCAUCCGCUGGAAAGUUAUUCGAACAUACACAAAUCGACAAACCAGACAAGAGCGCUCACUGCGUACACAGAUAACAUCUGAGAAGCUGUAUAUCAACAAAAGCUCUUUACAUUAGAUACUUUAAAUCUUAACGAAAUUGUGUUUGUUUGUGUCAUAUGAACUCGUUUACUAUGUGCUGUUCGUCGUUGCUGCUCUGAAGAAAUGUGGAUACUCUACCCUCUCGAUCAUGGGUCAACCCGAUCUACCGACCUGAGCCAACUUUAAAAAGAUCAACUAUGAUGAGGCUGUAAAAACAACUGAAAAGCCAAACCAGAACAGCACACAAGUCGCUUGUAAAGGAAAAAAUAAAGUUUACAGAUAAAGAUUAUUUUACCAAAAUAACAAUGC